AUGUAUGAGAGCGGAAUAAUUAUCGGCAAAUGUGAGACACAUAACAAUAAACGCGUGGAUGUAUUUGUGGGCAUUCCUUACGCCGAACCACCCGUCGGGCGAUUCAGAUUCAAGAGACCGGUGCCCGCCUUGAAGUGGUCACAGCCUUUGAAUGCGACCAAAUGGCCGAACCCUUGCUAUCAAUUACCUCUUCUCAUCACAUCCAUGACAAACACCAAUUUCAGCGAAGAUUGUCUUUAUUUAAAUAUAUGGUCACCAAAUAGUUCCCAAUCGGAUGACAAUCUGAAAGCAGUGAUGUUUUUCAUACACUCCGGAAGUUUUCUUUACGGAACCGCAAGUGACCGACACAUUGACGGCAUUGCUUUGUCCGCAACGGGAGAUGUGGUCGUCGUUACCAUUAAUUAUAGAUUAAAUGCUUUUGGAUUUUUCUAUACGGGAACAGACGAUAGUCCCGGAAAUAUGGGUUUAUUUGAUCAGUCGUUAGCGCUUGAAUGGGUUAACGACAAUAUCCGUUACUUCGGUGGCGACCCGAAUCGGGUCACUGUGUUUGGAGAGAGUUCGGGCGCCUGGGCUACCAGUUUGCACAUAAUAUCGCCAAUCAAUCAAAACCUAUUCAAAAACGCUAUACUUAUGUCCGGCGCAGCACUUAAUUACGGUUUAGUGGUUGAGCCAAACGUUGCGCUCAGAUAUUGGUUAAAACACACGGAAUCUAUCGGUUGUUGCAAUGAUAACGACACUUGUGGUCACAAAUUUACGGCCAAAACCAUUGAAUGCUUAAGAAAUAUAUCGCCAGAAAAGUUGGUGUCACUCGUGAGGACGCCUUUCGAUAUAAAUAAUUCCCUUCAAGUGAUCGAUGAAAAUAAUUUCAACAAAAAUAUUAAUCUUAUGGUCGGAACCAAAAGAGACGAAGGAUCGCCACUUUUGGCCAUUUUUAUAGAUGCCGUGAAAUAUCAUCCCUUUUCUCCCGUAAACAUCACAUUCAACGAGGCUUUCAAUGAAUUGAAACAAUUAUCGUCAAAAUGGGUGUCAAAAGUUGCUAUCAAUGGUGAAGAUGUGGCCAAACUAUACUUUACGGGUCUGUCCGACAGGAAUAGUCAGCAUUUAUUGCGACAAACGAUAGGCAUUGGUUUGGGUGAUCUGUUCAGCACAUGUCCUACCAUUCAAUUUGCAAAGAGUUUUGCAAAUAAAACUCAUAAUAAAGUGUUUCAAUACUUUUAUAAUAUUAAAACGGGCAAAGAGUCACCACAUUGUUCCCAAUGGAUGGAUAUUUGCGACACAUAUGACAACUUCCCUGUAUUUGAUCUCCCGGUGCUGUCAGUGGUAUUCAAUGGCCUCAAUAUUACACAAUAA
Medioppia subpectinata is the source of this 1350-nucleotide messenger RNA. The record is from the annotation of a GenBank genome assembly. NCBI's taxonomy places the organism in Eukaryota, Metazoa, Arthropoda, Arachnida, Sarcoptiformes, Oppiidae.